This is a messenger RNA of Coregonus clupeaformis (lake whitefish), 5541 nucleotides long. Its product is annotated as misshapen-like kinase 1. Gene Ontology annotation, biological process: protein phosphorylation. The transcript is spliced from 31 exons. Gene Ontology annotation, molecular function: ATP binding; protein kinase activity. Bases 1083 to 4910 code for a protein of 1275 amino acids. Lineage: Eukaryota; Metazoa; Chordata; Actinopteri; Salmoniformes; Salmonidae. The record is from RefSeq and is a predicted model, not a curated record.
UGUUUACUGAUCCUCUCUCAGGUAAUUUGUCCCCGAUGCAGUACCGUAGCACUCUUCAGAGUAGGGAGUGGGAAGAGAGAAAAAAAUAGUAGAGGAAAGGGUGUUGUGUGUGUGUUUAUAUAUACAGACACUUGCUAUAAAGGGACGUCAUAGCCGACCAUACAGACGAACAGGGCUAACGUUACCAAAACAUGGCGAGGAAAUAGUUUAUGCACUAUAUGUGUCGGGAAAUUACUUGGAUGGUAUCAACUAUACUCCUAACUAAAGUAUAUAUUUAGAAGUACGAACCAGCUCCAAUUCGUACAAUUGGGUCCGUACAGAAACUGCUUGUUUUUUUUCCACCGUCGGUACAGGCAUUGCAAGGCGCGAUCAGUGUCAACGCGAAAGGAAUGAAAGUUUGUGUUCAGAUAUCGAAUGUCGGACAUUCGUCGUAGCUAGCUGGCUAGCUAACUACAUAUCAUAUACUGAGCGCGCCAUUUGCUUGAUACUUCAUUUGUGGAACAUUUGAAGUCUAUGCAGGACGGAAAUUGCGAGAAGCUAUAAUGCAAGCUUCAAAAUAAAUCUUAUUUUUGAUUUGUGCGUGGGUAGCUAGCUAGCUAGAUAACGUUCUCAGCCUGACAGCUCUGCUGCGGACUACCUUUGCUUUGUAUUAUUGCGCUGUUAUUUAGCCAGCAGCUAGCUAUCUAGCUACUUAUUCUAACUUUUGUUUCAUCUCACAAACAUAAUUGUAUCGUGUAGUUAAAAUUCAAAGUAUCUGUCGACGACCUCGUUCGAAUUGUCAUGCAACAUACGCACCAAUAUUCCCAAAAUGAACGCAUAGAGUGCAGCACAAGAUUGGGUCUCUGUCACGCAAUGGGACUAGCUUGCUAGCUAACUGCGUUUCGCCUUGCCGUUUUUGCGUCCGGUUGUUUAUGUUAGUUAGCUAUCUAGCUACUGUAAGUUAGCAAGUCAAGUCUCAUAAGGUACCCCCAUAUCUGUCUGAUUGGGACCUGACAGCGCAAGACACAGCUAAAUUAAACAUUGGGCCACCUGGAUUUUCUACUGGCUGCUACUUUUUGUGCUAAUUUACUACUUUUGCCAGUAUGUCCGAAAACGCCCCCACACGAAGCUUGGAUGACAUCGACCUCGCAGCUUUGAGGGACCCAGCAGGGAUCUUUGAGCUGGUGGAGGUGGUGGGCAAUGGGACUUAUGGACAGGUGUACAAGGGGCGUCACGUUAAGACGGGCCAGCUGGCUGCCAUCAAGGUAAUGGACGUGACAGAGGAAGAAGAGGAAGAGAUCAAGGCUGAGAUCAACAUGCUGAAGAAGUAUAGCCAUCACCGCAAUAUUGCCACCUACUACGGAGCAUUCAUCAAGAAGAGCCCACCUGGACACGAUGACCAUCUCUGGCUGGUGAUGGAGUUCUGUGGGGCGGGCUCUGUGACAGACCUGGUGAAGAACACCAAGGGCAACUCUCUGAAGGAGGACUGGAUCGCUUACAUCUGCAGAGAGAUCCUCAGGGGCCUCUCGCACCUCCACCAACACAAGGUCAUCCACAGAGACAUCAAGGGCCAGAACGUGCUGCUGACGGAGAAUGCAGAGGUCAAACUCGUGGACUUUGGGGUGAGUGCUCAGCUGGACAGGACCGUUGGGCGCAGGAACACCUUCAUCGGCACGCCUUAUUGGAUGGCCCCUGAAGUCAUCGCCUGUGACGAGAACCCUGACUCCACCUAUGACUACAGGAGUGAUAUCUGGUCCCUGGGGAUCACAGCCAUAGAGACGGCAGAGGGAGCUCCUCCUCUGUGUGAUAUGCACCCUAUGAGAGCUCUGUUCCUCAUCCCGAGGAACCCCCCUCCCAAACUCAAGUCCAAGAAGUGGUCUAAGAAGUUUAUAGACUUUAUUGAGGGCUGCCUGGUGAAGACGUACACCAGCCGGCCAUCCACAGAGCAGCUCCUGAAGCACUCGUUCAUCCGGGACCAGCCCACGGAGCGCCAAGUCCGCAUCCAGCUCAAAGACCACAUUGACCGCACACGCAAGAAGAGGGGAGAGAAGGAGGAGACAGAGUAUGAGUACAGUGGCAGUGAUGAGGAGGAUGAGAACCGUGGGGAAGACGGAGAGUCCAGUACCUCCAUCCUGAAUGUGCCUGGUGAGUCGACAUUGAGGCGGGACUUCCUGCGUCUGCAGCAGGAGAACAAGGAGCGGUCGGAGGCUCUGAAGAGACAGCAGGCCCAGCUGGCUGCCCAGCGCCGAGACCCAGAGGAACACAAGAGACAGCUGCUGCACGACCGACAGAAACGCAUCGAGGAGCAGAAAGAACAGCGCCGCCGCCUGGAAGAGCAACAGAGAAAAGAGCGAGAGAUGGUGAGACAGCAAGAAAAGGGCCCCCAUCGGAGACUUGACGAUAUAAGGAGGGAGGAGGAUAGGAGGCUGGCCGAAAGGGAGCAGGAGUACAAGCGUAAGCAGCUGGAAGAGCAGAGGCAGUCGGAGCGUCUGCAGAGGCAGCUGCAGCAGGAGCAUGCCUACCUGGUGUCCCUGCAGCAGCAGCAACAGGACAAGAAGCCCCAGCCCCUCUACCACUACAGCAAGAACGUGGAGCCCAACAAUAAGCCUGCCUGGGCCAGAGAGGUGGAGGAGCGCAGUAAGCUCAACAGGCAGGGCUCCCCCAAAAUCUGCACCACUGUCUCUGACACUGCCAUCCAAUCACGCUCCGACUCCAUCAGCCAAUCCGGAGGGGGCCAGGCUGCUCAGACCCCGCCUAUGCAGCGGCCUGUUGAACCUCAGGGGGGGCAGGGCAAGUUCCAGAUGGCCCACUUGGUCCCGCUCAAGCCCUACGCUGCCCCUGUCCCCCGCUCCCAGUCCCUGUGUGACCAGCCCACUAAGACCAUGUCCGCCUUCCCCACCCAGGAUCCCUCCCCCACCCCCCGCCCCGUCCACUCCAGGGAGCUGGUCCGACAGAACUCUGACCCCACCUCCGAGAGCCCCGCCCCACAGCCUCGCAAAAGGGAGGACCGCGGCCCCUGGAUCCGCCUGCCAGAGAUCGAACAGCCGCCAAAGAUUCCCCAGAGGACAGCCUCCAUUGCCACAGCUCUCAACACCAACCUCUCCUCUGGCAUCAGGCAUCCAGUCAGAGCCAGCAACCCAGACCUCAGCCGCAACGACCGUUGGGAGAGAGGAGAUAGCAUGAACCUUGUGUCCAGUCUACCCCAGACUGGCUCUCUGGAGAGGCACCGGAUACUCAGCUCCUCCAAAAUAGACUCCCCCAUACUAGGCCAUGAUGGGCGCAUGAUGGGGCACAAGCCAGGGGAGUCUCGCACCUCGUCCCGCCCCAGUCGCCCUGCUAGUUACAAGAGAGCUAUAGGAGAGGACCAUGGACUGUAUGCUAAAGAGCGUCCUGAGGAGCAGCCCAGACCGCCGGUGAAGGCCAACGACUACUCCUCAUCCUCAGAAGGCAGUGAGAGCAGUGAGGAGAGUGAGAGUGGAGAGGGGAAUGAGGAGGACAGCCCCACAGACCGUCCCAGGGAUGCAGACACUGACUCGGUCAACACCAUGGUUGUUCAUGAGGAGGAGGGCGAGGGAGGGGAGGAGGGGCAGGCUGGAGUCUACAGGGACCAGACCAUGCUGGUGCAGAGGACACCAGAGAAGCGGAGCCACAAUGGAUACACCAACCUGCCUGACGUGGUGCAGCCCUCCCACUCCCCCACUGACUCAGCCUCCCACUCCUCCCCUGGGAAAGACUCUGUCUAUGAUUAUCAGUCUAGGGGUCUAGUCAAGGCGUCAAGUGGCAAGUCCUCCUUCACCACCUUUGUUGACCUGGGCAUGUACCAGCCACCAGGUGACACUGCGGAUGCCAUCUCUGUGGGCAGCCUGGGCUCCAGAUUUGAGCAGCUGAAGAUGGAGGUGAGGAAAGGCUCCAUGGUGAAUGUGAACCCCACCAACACACGCCCCCACAGCGACACCCCUGAGAUCCGCAAGUACAAGAAGAGGUUCAACUCUGAGAUCCUAUGUGCUGCUCUCUGGGGUGUGAACCUGCUGGUUGGGACAGAGAACGGUCUGAAGCUGCUGGACCGUAGUGGUCAGGGGAAGGUCUACCCCCUCAUCAACUCCCGCAGGUUCCAACAAAUGGAUGUCCUAGAGGGACUGAACCUGCUUAUCACCAUAUCAGGUAAGAAGAACAAGGUGCGUGUGUACUACCUGGCCUGGCUGAGGAACAAGAUCCUCCACAAUGACCCGGAGGUGGAGAAGAAGCAGGGCUGGACCACUGUAGGGGAGAUGGAGGGAUGUGUGCACUACAAAGUGGUGAAAUAUGAGAGGAUCAAGUUCCUGGUGAUAGCUAUGAAGAAUGCUGUGGAGGUAUAUGCCUGGGCUCCCAAGCCUUAUCACAAAUUCAUGGCCUUCAAGUCAUUUGGUGACCUGCCCCACAGGCCCCAGUUGGUAGACCUCACAGUGGAGGAAGGUCAGAGGUUGAAGGUCAUCUACGGCUCCAUUGCUGGCUUCCACGCCAUCGACGUGGACUCUGGGAACAACUAUGACAUCUACAUCCCAGUGCAUAUCCAGUCCCAGAUAAUGCCCCAUGCCAUCGUGUUCCUGCCCAGCUCGGACGGCAUGGAGAUGCUGCUGUGUUACGAGGACGAGGGCGUCUACGUCAACACCUACGGACGCAUCAUCAAAGAUGUGGUGCUGCAGUGGGGCGAGAUGCCCACCUCCGUUGCCCAUAUCUGCUCUAACCAGAUCAUGGGUUGGGGAGAGAAGGCCAUAGAGAUCCGUGCUGUAGAGACAGGCCACUUGGAUGGAGUCUUCAUGCACAAGAGAGCCCAGAGGCUCAAGUUCCUCUGUGAGAGGAAUGACAAGGUGUUCUUUGCUUCGGUGCGCUCCGGAGGCAGCAGCCAGGUCUACUUCAUGACCCUGAACAGGAACUGCAUCAUGAACUGGUGAAACAACAUGUCCCAUAGUCAGUGUAUGGAAAUCUCCAGGCCAAGCUAAAGACACUCAAAUCCCCCCACUUACAAGGACACACCACACAGUCACAGACUCAACACAGACUCAACACACACAUACAGCACACACAAGCCUACUGUAAAUCCAUUCCAGCCUAAACUCUUCACGACAAAGUCUAUCUCACCUGCUGACUCCCCUGAACAAAUUUGAGCUCCCUCUGAAAUGGUAGCUACCUAUGAGACAUCACCACAGGAUUAUAAUGUAAUAUCAUCUCUACUGUACUGUAUAUACUUCUCCUUUAUUAUUGUACCUCAGUCACUUGGUGGACCUGUGUUUAGUCGUAACUACUGUAGUUCCUUCUUAUUGGAGGUAUGUUAAAAACAUUCCUUACUGGUGAAAUACGUUUUGAAGAAGGCAGGAUUUAACCAAUAUAAGUCAAUAUUGAAUUGUAAAUAGCUAGUAUCUAAGAUUUUCAAAUGGAAGAGAACAUGGUAAAUUGAAGACACUGGCAGAUGUGUAUAUUACGCCUCCAUUUGGGGUGUUGCCAUGGACCUGAUAUAUAUAUAUGUGUAUAUACACACACAGUGGGGAGAACAAGUAUUUGAUACACUGCCGUUUUUGCAGGUUU